This is a messenger RNA of Amborella trichopoda, 564 nucleotides long. Its product is annotated as gibberellin-regulated protein 6. Lineage: Eukaryota; Viridiplantae; Streptophyta; Magnoliopsida; Amborellales; Amborellaceae. The record is from RefSeq and is a predicted model, not a curated record.
CUCCUCAAGCUACCCCAAAACCACAUUCCCAUUUUCUCUCUCUAGAAUACUUGCCCAGUGGUUCUUGGGGUAGUGAGAGUAUGGCCUUGCCUAAGUCCUUUGCUAUUUUGGCUCUGUUGGCCCUUCUCUUAGCAGCUGCAUGGGUCGUAGACUCUAAGGCACAAAAUGAGCAAGCUACAGCAGAAUACAAUGUCGAAGCUGCUUUAGGUUCUCGACCAGGGAGUCUAAGACGCUACCAGUGCCCCAAUGCUUGCACAAGAAGGUGCUCACAAACUCAGUACCAUAAGCCAUGCAUGUUUUUCUGCCAAAAGUGCUGCAGAAAAUGUCUGUGUGUGCCCUCGGGCUUUUAUGGGAACAAGCAAACCUGCCCAUGCUACAAUAACUGGAAGACCAAGAGAGGAGGCCCAAAAUGCCCAUGAAAACAUAUCACACUUUCUAAUAUGGGCCGUCCUCUUAUAGCCGCCUCUAAUGAUUAACGCUCUUAAUCGUUUACUAAGUUUCUUAAUAUAUCUUGUACUCCUUUGAACAAGUUUACUACCCAUUAAUAAAAUUUCAAUUCCUCUA